Messenger RNA from Owenia fusiformis, 630 nucleotides. The record is from the annotation of a GenBank genome assembly. Lineage: Eukaryota; Metazoa; Annelida; Polychaeta; Sabellida; Oweniidae.
AUAACCAUGUUUGUAACUGCAUGUUUGUUGGAAUCGUCAUAGUAGUAACCAGCCAUCAAAUCAAAAGUUACAACUUUGACAUGUUAACACUUUCCACUGGACCGGAUGAGAUUGUUGAAGAUUGCCCAUUAUCUCUUUCGGAUGUUUCUAUCUGCUGUUUAAAAGCAAAUGUGGAGGAGAAUGUUAUCUUACUUUCAUCUACGAAUAUAACAGCGUAUAUGCGUGGUGCAAACAAACACAUAAUUGACACUGCCCCUGUUAAUAAAAACAUCACAGAGAACAACAUUUGUUGGUGCUUUGCUCGAUCAGUUAUAAAAUAAGUAGGGAUGAAUGACAGCCACAAAAAUAAAGUUGCACACACAGAUAACAAGAUAUGCAUUGUUUCAUUAAAAUUAUCUGGUAGUUUCCUGGUGAGAAAAGCCAAUGUCGCUGUAGCUAAGACCAGUAACAAGUUGAAUAUAAUUGAAACAAUCAUACUCCAAACUGGAAAGUCACAGCUGAGUUCAACAUACUUCUCGCUUUCAACUGGCAUUUUCUUUGUCACAUUCGGAGGAGCAGUCACUAACACAGCAAUUGUAAUACCAAUCUAAAAUCAAAAAUUAAUUACAAAUUUAUUGGACAUCAAUGAAU